AUGUCUUUCGUUCUUGAAAUAUAUCACGCUGUUCAAGCCUGUGGCAGCGUCUAUGUGGCGAUGCUAUCGGCCAUGGCAAUCUACAAUCUUCGUCAGUGGGAACCACAAACUGAAAGCGCAUCACGUUAUUCCAAUGCGGCUGCACGACAGCUUCACAAAACCAGAACCACAGAGGCCAGUGGUGUACUAGCUACUCUGUUCUCAUUGGUGUCGUCGGUGAUCCUCGUGGUCGCCGUCUCCUCUGGUCGUAACAGCAUGCCGUUCUUGCUCAGUGCCGCCAAUGCCGGCGCUCUUGUCCUUGCGUACAACCACAUUGCAAAUUUCUGGCAUGGCCGACCCACGGUGCCUCUGGCCUCCAGUUACAAUGACGGCGUCAGAUCGACGAAGCAAAUGCUACAAGCUUUAGGCGGAUUGACGAUUAGCUGGGCGGCGUCCACGGUGAUAUACCUGUUCAGGGCGAUUGUGUACUGA
Fonsecaea multimorphosa CBS 102226 is the source of this 471-nucleotide messenger RNA. RefSeq lists its product as uncharacterized. Bases 1 to 471 code for a protein of 156 amino acids. NCBI's taxonomy places the organism in Eukaryota, Fungi, Ascomycota, Eurotiomycetes, Chaetothyriales, Herpotrichiellaceae. The transcript is spliced from 2 exons. The record is from RefSeq and is a predicted model, not a curated record.